AUGUCGACAGAGAAGGAUUGGCAAACUUCAAAGAACUCCAUAAAGACAAGAUGUGCCUUCGUUUUUAACAACGAGUUACUGAGUGAUGUUAACUUCGUUGUUCGAGCUUCCAGUGGCGAGGACAACAAGAUCGUUCCAGCUCAUAAGUUUGUCCUCUCAAUUAGCAGCCCGGUAUUCUUUGCCAUGUUUCACGGGAAAAUGGCGGAGACAUCAAGCCUCAUUCAUCUGCCUGACUGUGAUUAUGAUGAUUUGCUGGAGUUCUUUCGUUACCUCUACACUGACGAUAUCAACCUCAGUGGAGCUAACGUAUUACAGGUGCUUUAUCUAGCAAACAAAUACAUUGUUCCUUCGCUGGCUGAGAAAUGUACCGAUUUUCUGCGGACCAAUUUGGACGCACCGAACGUGUUUUGCAUACUUCCCCUCGCACAGCAUUUUGGUGAGGAGGGCCUCGUGAAGCGUUGCUGGGAAGUGAUCGACAAGAGGACAGAGGAGGCGGUGAAAGCAGACGAGUUUGUUGAACUGGAUAGGUGUCUUGUCGAGACAGUUGUGAAUCGAGAAUCGCUAUGCGUGAAGGAGAUAGAAUUAUAUUCAAAGCUAUUGAUCGUUGGGCUUCAAGAAAAUUCGAGAAACAAGGUCAAUCAGAGCAUACAAGUAGCAAGAGUAAAAGACAAAUUUUAG
Messenger RNA from Porites evermanni, 678 nucleotides. Lineage: Eukaryota; Metazoa; Cnidaria; Anthozoa; Scleractinia; Poritidae. The record is from the annotation of a GenBank genome assembly.